AUGGAGGCUAGUAAGAUUGCUUCACUUAUAAGUAUUGCGCUUAUCAUAAAACGAAGGAGGAAAAGGCGGAGAAGAUCAUUGUGGACCAGAGAAUGGUUAAAGAGGAACGAACGUGGUGUUUUUCGUCAGUUAAUGGAGGAACUACGACUCGAAGACCCAGAACAUUAUCGUCGAUACUUGAGAAUGGAUACGUCAAAAUUUGAGGUAUGUGUUUGCUGUUUAUAUAGAUUUAUGAAGCCAUGUACAUACGACUAAGUUUUCGUUGACGAAUUUACUUGUUCAAGUGCAAAUUGCACAAGAAAUUAUGAGCUAAAUGUGCUGGACAUUUUGAUAAUGCAAAACAAUGCAAACGUCGGUAAACAGCGCAAUGUCAAUGCUCACGCUUUCGUGCCCUUGCUAUAAUUAUACACCAUUAUAAAUUAUUUUAGAAUUUCGCUAAACCGUGUAGAAUCUUCCACUGUUGUUAAAAACACUAUUUAGUCGAAUUUAGUCGUGGUAAAGACACAUUUUUGUCCAGAAUUUGAAUUUUAUUUUAUAUUUGUUUUGAGCUGUGACUGUCUACGCGUCAAUAAUAAAAUAUUUUCUUUCGUAUAUUUAUAGGUUUACUGUGUUCGUGAAUGUAUUUUUGUAUUUUUUCAGUGUUGUAAAUAUCUUGUUGUUAUAAUAACCCCCUCCCCAAACUUUCACUCAUUAUAAACAUUGCUUUUAAACAUUUUCAAAUAGUGCUUGCUGGAGAAAGUGGAGAUGAAAUUGACCAGGAAGGACACCAAUAUGAGGGAAGCAAUACCAGCUGGGGAAAGACUGGCAUUGUCUUUACGAUUCUUGGCUACAGGAGAGUCCUAUUCCAGCUUGCAUUACCAAUUCAGAAUUUCAGUAUCAUCUUUCGCCCUCAUUGUGCCAGAAGUAUGCCAGGCUGUAUUUGAUGUCAUGAAAGAUGAAUUUUUACACUUCCCUGAGAAUGAAGAAGAAUGGUUAGCAAUAGCUGCUGGAUUUGAAGAUGUAUGGCAACUUCCACAUUGUAUUGGUGCGGCUGAUGGAAAGCAUGUUCGCAUUCUACAUCCUCGCAACAGUGGAUCUGUUUUCUACAAUUACAAGG
Messenger RNA from Paramuricea clavata, 1096 nucleotides. The record is from the annotation of a GenBank genome assembly. Lineage: Eukaryota; Metazoa; Cnidaria; Anthozoa; Malacalcyonacea; Plexauridae.